CUGGUACAGAAGACAGAACAGGUUUCUUCAAGGACGAUGUCUCAACACUAGAACUAAAUCUAUAAAUAAUUUCAACACUAAUUGCAUAGUGUCACAUCAGUUGGUUGCGCAAAAUGGAACUCGACUCGUCAUUGAAUGGCUCGUCAAAGCAUUUGCCUGAAAAACGAGCCUUAGUUUUUAUUGGCAUCGCGUGCAUCGUGCUCCUGGUGGUCUACCUGCACCACGACACCUUCCCAUGGCAUCAAAACCCGCCUCGCUGGUCUGUCAUGGGACUUUUGCAGCACGCCAUCAACAUCACCAGCAAUGCUUACUCCCCUCAACACCAAACGCAACCUUCACCUGGAAACACAACCAACCGAACCAAACUCUUGAAGACAACACUUCCUGGACCGCGUCUUCUUCAGCUUGAGUUCCCCUCUACUACAACAGCGACACCAACGACGAGAAACAGAACGCCUGUGCCUGUCUUAGCCCCAUGCGGCUCAUCUCCUUACGUCCUGUGCCCUAAUGGUUCACGUACCAAUUCUAACAACACGAAGACAUACUCCAUCGCCGUGCUUCGACGGCCAUCUUGGAUGGCUUCCGACUUUUUUAACUUCAGCUCGUGCGAGUUCUCUAACUGUAAAUUCGUCGAUACUAACGUCAACGAGAUGACAGAUGUGGUGUUGGUGUAUGCCGUGCGGUUGAGCGACGGAUUUCGUCCCCCACAGCGCUGGGCUCACCAGAUCUAUGGAGUGAUGAUGUGGGAGUCUCCGAUACAUACACACGCGAGCUUUAUCUCAGAUGCCGGUUCAGUCUGGAACAAAGCAUUUAACAUGACCAUCCACUACAGGACGGACUCUGACGUGUUCGUGCCUUAUGGCCGUCUCAUGUACUCACCUAGACCACAACAGGAGCUGCCCAAUUACUAUGAUAUAGCCCAGAACAAAAGUAAAAUGGCCAUGUGGGUUGUCUCAAACUGCUAUACAAUGUCGAAACGCAACCAGUACGUACAGGAGAUGAAGAAAUACAUUGAGGUUGAUAUUUACGGAGGCUGUGGUCAGCCAAGCAAUCCGGAAGUCCUCGAUGACCUACUCCGACAUCACUACAAAUUUUACCUGUCUUUCGAAAACUCCCACUGUAAAGAUUACAUCACAGAAAAACUAUUCAAAGCCUACAAUACCGACACCCACAUCAUCCCCGUAGCCCGUGGAGGGGCGCCGUACGGCCAGUAUCUCCCCAACAACACCAUGAUCAACGCGGCUGAUUUCAAAACGCCGAAAGAUUUGGCUUUGUUUUUGAAAAAUCUGGCCAGUGACUUAAACACGUACGCCGGUUACCUGGCAGAGAAGGACAAAUACAGGCACGUGACUUCUAUCCCGGCAGGCAUUGAAUCGGUAGGGUGUGAAGUGUGUAAGAAAGUAACUACUCAAACUCUGAACAAAGUCCAUGAUAUGAAUCGAUGGAUGCAAAACGGGGCUUGCAACGUCCCAACAGAUAUAUGA
Messenger RNA from Physella acuta, 1484 nucleotides. RefSeq names its product alpha-(1,3)-fucosyltransferase C-like. The record is from RefSeq and is a predicted model, not a curated record. Gene Ontology annotation, cellular component: membrane. Gene Ontology annotation, molecular function: fucosyltransferase activity. Lineage: Eukaryota; Metazoa; Mollusca; Gastropoda; Physidae.